Messenger RNA from Aspergillus alliaceus, 378 nucleotides. RefSeq lists its product as uncharacterized. The record is from RefSeq and is a predicted model, not a curated record. The coding region runs from base 1 to 378 and encodes 125 amino acids. NCBI's taxonomy places the organism in Eukaryota, Fungi, Ascomycota, Eurotiomycetes, Eurotiales, Aspergillaceae. The transcript is spliced from 2 exons.
AUGGGCACCAGAUACAUGGAAACGACAAACAAGAAAAGAGAAAUUCUUCGCAUUAUGCCUGAUAAGCCCGAUGUUAUGAAACUGAGAAAACAGGUGAAAGGUGCUCAUUAUGAGGGAGUGAAGCCGUUAGUCGGGGCUGGUAAGCUCGUUGAUGGACGUGAGACUAAUUCUAUUUACUCGGUCUGUUAUCAUCACGACAUCUUAACAAAUUUCAUCAACACCUCAAUCAACAUCAAACAGGCGCAAUUCUCGAAACUCACCCUGAGGAAGGAUGGGGACGUCCAGAUAAAAGGUAGUAUGACCAUAUAUAGUGGUGGAAAUGUGGAUGAAGUCCGCGGGAUUAUCAAGAAGGACAUAUAUGCGACUAGUGGUGUUUGA